This is a messenger RNA of Engraulis encrasicolus (European anchovy), 9479 nucleotides long. RefSeq names its product ankyrin repeat and KH domain-containing protein 1-like. Gene Ontology annotation, cellular component: cytoplasm. NCBI's taxonomy places the organism in Eukaryota, Metazoa, Chordata, Actinopteri, Clupeiformes, Engraulidae. The transcript is spliced from 36 exons. Gene Ontology annotation, biological process: innate immune response. Gene Ontology annotation, molecular function: protein binding; RNA binding. The record is from RefSeq and is a predicted model, not a curated record. The coding region runs from base 164 to 9217 and encodes 3017 amino acids.
GUUGUUAGAAAGUUAAUGGCUGGGGGAGAAAGAUAUGCCUGUACUCUCGCUUCAGGGGAGUUUUUCGAUUUCCUGAAGUGAAAACACAUCAAUUCAGACAAUAUACAAGACGGUAGAUAACCCACUUAAUAUUUUUACCCAUCAACGUAUUGUUCUGACAAGAAUGCAGGAUGCAUUAGCCGGGACGGCUAUGCUGACGGACGGCUUUGAGGACGAGAUUGACUCGGUGACUCCACGGUCCCCAGCGGUAGGGAUGGGGGUAGGAGCAACACCAGGAGUCGGACUUGGGGGAAUAGGCAUUGGCGUUGGAGGAAAGAAAGUACGCUUGUUUAACGAGCCUGGUGGGCCUAGUGCAGACAGACUGGAUUUUAAACUAGCAGCGGCUGCAGUGCUUUCCUCUGGACCUGGGUCUGGCAGCGACGAGGACGAGGUUUCUGAGGUGGAGUCGUUCAUCCUGGACCAGGAGGACCUGGAUAACCCCAUCAUGAAGACGGCGUCCGAGCUGCUGCUGUCCAGCGCCACGGACGGGGUCGACCUUCGCACCGUCGACCCGGAGACGCAGGCCCGACUGGAGGCCCUGCUGGAGGCCGCAGGCAUUGGUAAACUGUCGACUGCGGAUGGUAAAGCCUUUGCAGAUCCCGAGGUGCUGCGGCGGCUGACGUCUUCAGUGAGCUGCGCGCUGGACGAGGCGGCGGCCGCCCUCACACGCAUGCGGGCCGACAACACGCUCAACGCCGGCCAGCCCGACAAUCUGGUUGUUUUCAGCCGGAGUUUGGCCGAGGCCUGUUCCGACGGGGACGUCAACGCCGUGCGGAAGCUGCUGGACGAGGGACGCAGCGUCAACGAACACACCGAGGAGGGGGAGAGUCUGCUCUGUCUCGCCUGCUCCGCCGGAUACUAUGAACUUGCACAGGUGCUCUUGGCCAUGCAUGCCAACGUGGAGGACCGGGGUAUCAAGGGCGACAUCACCCCCCUGAUGGCGGCAGCCAGCGGCGGGUACGUGGACAUCGUCAAACUGCUACUGGUCCACGGGGCCGACGUCAACGCACAGUCAUCUACAGGCAACACGGCCCUGACGUACGCCAGCGCGGGCGGCUUCGUGGACGUGGUGAAGGUGCUGCUGAAGGAGGGCGCCAACAUCGAGGACCACAACGAGAACGGCCACACGCCCCUCAUGGAGGCGGCCAGCGCCGGCCACGUGGAGGUGGCCCGCGUCCUGCUGGAGUACGGCGCCGGCAUCAACACGCACUCCAACGAGUUCAAGGAGAGCGCACUCACGCUGGCCUGCUAUAAAGGACAUCUGGACAUGGUGCGCUUUCUGCUGGAGGCGGGAGCAGACCAGGAGCACAAGACUGACGAGAUGCACACAGCGCUUAUGGAGGCUUGCAUGGAUGGGCACGUGGAGGUGGCCCGGCUGCUGUUGGACAGCGGCGCGCAGGUCAACAUGCCGGCCGACUCCUUCGAGUCGCCCCUGACGCUGGCGGCGUGCGGCGGCCACGUGGAGCUGGCCGCGCUGCUCAUCGAGAGGGGAGCCAACCUGGAGGAGGUGAACGACGAGGGCUACACCCCCCUCAUGGAGGCCGCCAGGGAGGGCCACGAGGAGAUGGUGGCACUGCUGCUGGCACAAGGUGCGAACAUCAACGCCCAGACGGAGGAGACGCAGGAGACGGCGCUGACGCUGGCCUGCUGCGGGGGCUUCCUGGAGGUGGCAGACUUCCUGAUCAAGGCCGGCGCCGACAUCGAGCUGGGCUGCUCCACGCCGCUCAUGGAGGCAGCGCAGGAGGGACACCUGGAGCUGGUCAAGUACCUGCUCGCCGCAGGAGCCAAUGUGCAUGCCACCACGGCGACGGGGGACACCGCGCUUACAUACGCCUGUGAGAACGGCCACACUGAUGUGGCGGACGUGCUGCUGCAAGCUGGAGCAGACCUGGAGCAUGAGUCGGAGGGUGGAAGGACUCCUCUGAUGAAGGCUGCGAGGGCAGGACACCUGUGUACCGUGCAGUUCCUCAUCAGCAAGGGGGCGAACGUGAACCGCUCGACAGCCAAUAACGACCACACGGUGGUGUCUCUGGCCUGCGCCGGUGGCCAUCUUGCUGUUGUGGAACUGCUGUUGGCUCAUGGGGCUGACCCCACCCACCGGCUGAAGGACGGCUCCAGCAUGUUGAUCGAAGCUGCUAAGGGGGGCCACACUAACGUGGUGUCCUACCUGCUAGACUACCCAAACAACAUCCUGUCAGUGCCCGCCCCCGACCUCUCCCAGCUCACGCCCCCCUCGCAAGACCCCUCUCAGGUCCCUCGUGUCCCAUUCCAGGCCUUGGCCAUGGUGGUGCCUCCCCAGGAGCCAGACCGUGUGCCCUCCACCGUCGCUAGCCCCCCACCCGCCUCAAGCAAAGUCUCGUCCAAGCAGAGACAGGCCGCCCUCCAGCCCGCCCCAAUGCCACCUUCCUCCUCCUCCUCCGUGUCGUCCUCCUCCCCUCCUGCCCCCUUGCCUUCCUCCUCCUCCUCUUCCUCCUCGUCGGACGCCCUGCCCCCGGCCUUCCACCCCUACCAGCCGCUGGACUGCAUCGUGGAGGAGACGGAGGGCAAGCUGAACGAGCUGGGCCAGCGCAUCAGUGCCAUCGAGCGUGCCCAGCUGCAGUCGCUGGAGCUCAUCCAGGGCGAGCCGCUCACCAAAGACAAGAUCGAGGAGCUCAAGAAGAGCCGCGAGGAGCAGGUGCAGAAGAAGAAGAAGAUCCUGAAGGAGCUGCAGAAGGUGGAGCGGCAGCUGCAGCUGAAGACGCAGCAGCAGUUCACCAAAGAGUACAUGGAGGCCAAGGGCCUGAAGGGGCCCGAGGCGGGCGGCUGCCAGGGGCAGUGCCCCGGCCCCGGGCAUGGCGGCGGUGGCCCGGUUGUUGGCGUCUGUCCCGCCGGCAUCGGCAACUCCUGUGCUGCCACCGUGGUCAACGCCCACCCACCUCCUCCUCCUCACCACCCUGGAGGCCACCUGCUGCCUUCCCCUCCUCCUCCUCCGCCACCCCCUCCGCACCACCACCAUCACCACCACCACCACCACCACCACGUACAACAGCCGAGGGACCCACCGGUGCCCACCGCGCUCCUCGAGAGCCUGGAGAAGGAGCUGGGCAGCCAGCAGCUGCUCCCGGAGGACGAGGAUGAGCAACAAUCACCUGGGGAGGAGGACGAGGAGGAGGAGGAGGAGGAAGAAGAAGAGGAUGAGGAGGAGGAGGAUGAAGAAGAAGAAGAAGAGGAGGAGGAGGAGGAAGAGGAGGAAGAAGAUGAGGAGGACGAGGAGGACGAGGUGGUGGACUCGGUCUACAGCCAGCUCCCAUCGCAGCAAGAGGCCUCAAUCAUCUACCACCACCACCACCCCCAGCAGCCUCAGCUCCAACAGCCACCCCCAGAUGACAGCACCUGUGCACAGCUCCAGCAGCUCCAGCAGCUCCAGCAGCAGCCCCUACCUCCGCCUCCCACCCCCACCCCCCAGCCUCAGCAGCCCCAGCUGCAGCAACUCCAGCAGGCCCAGCACCAACCUCCACCUCCGCCGCCUCCUCCCCCGGCGCUUCAGCCAGCCUACCCCCCUCCGUCUCUGCCUCCCCAGGCCUCGGACAUCUACCCCGGUGGGGCCAGUCCGGAGCUCCAGAGGGCCCUGGCGGCGGCCGCUCACACAGAGCAGCAGCAGCAGAUGGUUGUGGGCCAAGGACUCCUGACGCAGGCGCCCCCGCCUCCCGACGGCCUCAUGGUGGCCACGCCCGCCCAGACGCUCACCGACACACUGGACGACAUCAUGGCGGCCGUGAGCAGCAGAGUGCCUAUGCUGAACACUACCACCUCGCCCACGCCCCUCUCCCAGCCCCUGACGCAGACCGCCAACGGCCUCUCUCCCCCCUCCGCUCUGCCCCUCUACCCCUCUGUGGACAUCGACGCACAUACGGAGAGUAACCAUGACACGGCGCUGACGCUGGCCUGCGCUGGGGGCCACGAGGAGCUGGUGUCUGUGCUGAUCGCACGCGGAGCCAACAUCGAACACCGUGACAAGAAGGGUUUCACCCCGCUGAUCCUGGCGGCCACCGCAGGGCACGUGGGGGUGGUGGAGGUGCUACUGGUAAAGGGGGCGGACAUCGAGGCACAGUCGGAGAGAACCAAAGACACGCCUCUCUCCCUCGCCUGCUCCGGCGGACGCCAAGAGGUGGUGGAGCUGCUGCUGCUGCGUGGGGCCAAUAAGGAGCACCGCAACGUGUCGGACUACACCCCUCUCAGCCUGGCCGCCUCCGGGGGCUACGUCAACAUCAUCAAGAUCCUGCUCAACGCUGGUGCCGAGAUCAACUCCAGGACGGGCAGUAAGCUGGGCAUCUCUCCCUUGAUGUUGGCGGCGAUGAACGGCCACGUGCCGGCGGUGAAGCUACUGCUGGACAUGGGUUCCGACAUCAACGCGCAGAUCGAGACCAACCGCAACACGGCGCUGACCCUCGCCUGCUUCCAGGGACGUGCAGAGGUCGUCAGCCUGCUACUCGACCGCAGGGCCAACGUAGAGCACCGUGCAAAGACGGGCCUGACGCCCCUGAUGGAGGCUGCCUCGGGAGGCUACGCUGAGGUGGGCCGCGUGCUGCUGGACAAGGGUGCAGACGUCAACGCCCCUCCCGUCCCCUCCUCCCGCGACACCGCCCUCACCAUCGCCGCCGACAAGGGUCACUACAAGUUCUGCGAGCUGCUCAUCAACAGGGGAGCUCACAUCGACGUACGUAACAAGAAGGGCAAUACCCCGCUGUGGCUGGCUGCCAACGGCGGCCAUUUUGACGUGGUGCAGCUGUUGGUGCAGGCCGGAGCCGAUGUGGACGCCGCCGACAACCGCAAGAUCACGCCCCUCAUGGCUGCCUUCCGCAAGGGCCAUGUGAAGGUGGUGCAGUACCUGGUGAAGGAAGUGAACCAGUUCCCCUCUGACAUCGAGUGCAUGAGAUACAUCGCCACCAUUGCAGACAAGGAGCUGCUGAAGAAGUGCCACCAGUGCAUGGAGACCAUCGUCAAAGCCAAAGACCAGCAGGCGGCUGAGGCCAACAAGAACGCCAGCAUCCUGCUCAAAGAGCUCGACCUGGAGAAGUCCAGAGAGGAGAGCAAGAAGCAAGCUCUGGCUGCCAAGCGGGAGAAACGCAAGGAGAAGCGCAAGAAAAAGAAGGAGGAGCAGAAGAGGAAGCAGGAGGAGGAGGAGGAGACUCAGACCAAGGAGGAGGCCCAGGAGCAGGAGAAGGACAUUUGUGAUGAACCGGAGGUGCCCAUCGAGCCGCCAAGUGCCACCACCACCACGACCAUCGGCAUCUCGGCCACCUCUCCCACCUUCACCUCAGCCUUUGGCAAGAAGCGUGCCGGUACCACCACCGUAGCCAGCACAGGACGCAAGGGUCGUAAGAACAAGAGCAAGGAUCCUGGCGGUGAUACUGUCGUGGGCCUGCAGGAGGUGCCAGUGAGCCACCAUGGCGGCCCAGCAGGGGGCAGCAGCAAGCAGCUGAUCGGGGCCAAUGGAGACUCCGACCACCUGGACAACACGGACUGCACUAGCGAGAGCAGUGGCAGCAGCAGCAGCAGCAGUGGAGGAGGAGGUGGUGGGGGAGGAGAUAAGAACCACACCCACCACAACACCCCCACCACCAACAACCAUCUCCGCCACCCACCAGACACGCACCCCGCACUCUCCACCUCCUGCUCAUCCUCCUCCUCGUCAUCCUCAUCCUCCUCGUCAGGUGGAGGCCCCGCCAUCAUGUCCUCGGCCCCUACGCACGUCAUCAUGGCCGCGGAGAAGAGGCAGAGCGCCCAGCACGGCUCUUCACGCGACGACAAGGUCAUCGGAGCCAAGAAUCAGCAGAGGUCUCACGAGCAGACGGCUGCUGAUCUGGUGUCCAGCUCCAUGCCGGCGUCCUACAAGAGCAUCACGCUGCCGGUCACCUCCCCCAACAGCAAGCUCAGCAUGACCAGCCCCAAGAGGGGCCAGAAGAGGGAGGACGGCUGGAAGGAAGUCGUCAGAAGUCGACCGAUGAGGUUUCUAUCCUGUAGGUCCAAACGGCUCUCGGUGCCGGCGUCGGUGGUGUCUCGCAUCAUGGGGCGUGGCGGCUGCAACAUCACGGCCAUCCAGGACGUCACCGGAGCGCACAUCGACGUGGACAAGCAAAAGGACAAGAACGGAGAGAGGAUGAUCACCAUCAGAGGAGGCACGGAGUCCACCCGCCACGCCAUCCAGCUCAUCAACGCCCUCAUCCAGGACCCAGCCAAGGAGCUGGAGGACCUCAUCCCCCGAAACCACAUCCGGCCUCCGGGCUCCAAGCCAGGCACUGCUGCCUACGCCAGCACCGGCGGUGGAGGUCCCAACACCGUCUCCUCCUCCUCAUCCAUUGGUGGUCCUAAAGGCCAAGGUGUCCCCUCGGGCGCUUCUGCAAGCUUCCAAGCCUCAGCGGCGUCCGCUGCUGCUGCUGCCGCCGCUGCUGCCGCCGCACAGGCCGGGGGCAAAGCUGGCAAGGGUUUGACGUCGACCGGGUCGUCUGCCGCGUCAGGCAUGAGGCAGCCGUUCCCCGUGUCGCUCCCGCUGGCGUACGCCCAUCCUCAGCUGGCGCUGCUGGCCGCCCAGACCAUGCAGCAGAUCCGGCACCCGCGCCUCCCCAUGGCCCAGUUCGGGGGCACGUUCUCGCCCGCGGCCGCCGGCACCUGGGGGCCUUUCCCGGUCCGACCAGUCAGUCCCGGCAGCAGCAACAGCUCCCCGAAACACGGCACCGGCGCCGGUGGUCCCACAACCCCGUCGUCGUCAUCCUCCAACUCCAACUCUCGUCCUUCUGUGUCCUCUGCUGCUACGCCCACCUCCUCUGCCUCCCUGGCCGACCAAGUGGCCUCCAACACUAACUCAAGCCCCAGCGUCUCCGCCGCCGGCGUGGUCGCUGCGUCUCCGAGUAACAGUGGCGCUGGUGCCUCGCACAGCCAGCCCACGCCCUCGUCCGUUAGGAAGCAGCUCUUCGCCAGCACGGCCCACCCCAAGACCCCCAGCACGUCAGUCACUUCCCACGCGGCGGCCGCCAUGACUAGCGGCCCCAGUGGUGGCGCUAAUAGCGCUGCCUUCUCUUCAUCAUCCUCCUCUUCCUCUUCUUCUUCGCUGCUCCAUCACCCUCAUCAUCCUCAUCACGCGGCCGUGACCUCGGCUCCCUCGAAUGCACCUUCCUCCUCCCUGCCGGCCCCCAUCGCUCCCCCCAUACAGACGUCCAAGGCGGCUCCCAAGAUGGCCGAGAGUAGCGCGUCCGUGGCUCCCAUCGGCAAAGAGAAGGCCGCACCUCCAUCCGAGCCCCUGGCUGUACCCUUGGCGUCCGAGCCCACAGCGGUGACAUCAGGAGGAGGCGCAGGGGAUUUCCCCACGCCACUGGCUGCCGCCGGCAAGCCUGAACUCCCAACGCCACCACAGCCGUCUGGGAUGCCCUUCACCUCCACCUCCGACGCCUCUCUGCCUACGCCCAUGCAGGCCUCCAGCCUGCCUCCUGCUCCCCCAUCCUCCUCCUCCUCCUCCUCCACCUCCCCCUCGGCCAGUCAGGCUCGCGGUGGUCCGCUGGGUAACAACAGCACGAAUCACGCAGCCGCUGCAGCUGUGGGCGCGUCUCAGUUCUGCCCACCGGCCCCGCGCAUGUCUCACCGCAUGCAGCAGCUGGCGGCCUCCUCACACUACGGCCCGGCGCUCUCCGAGCAGCAGCAGCAGUCGCUCCUGAUGUCACUCGGUGCACAGCAAGAGCCACAGAAACCCCAACAACCCACGCAGCAGCAGCAGCAGUCCACACUACCCCCCCAGGCCCAACACGCACCUCCCCCAAGCCUGGCCCCCCAACACCAACACCAACAUCCCCCACCUCCACCCCCACCUCAACUCCAGAUGUCCUCUUCAUCCUCCUCUUCUGCUGCUGCCUCAGCUGCAAGCCUCGGCCUAAUAAACGGUCAACAUCAGCAGCAGCAGCAUCAAUUGCACAUGUCUCACGGUGGUCCGAAAUCUCAACAGCAGCAGCAGCAGCAGCAGCAGCUACCGCCUAACUACGGCCCAACGGCGCUCUUCAACCAUUUCAGCAGCAUGUUCGAGAAUAGCCAGGUGGGCUCCAACCAGGUGUGGGGCGCGUGCCACCUGCCCACGCGCUCGCCUCCCGAGCAGCAACAGCAACAGCAGCAGCCCCCGCAGCAGCCCCACUACUCGGCUGCCGGCCACCCGCCCAGCGCCGCCGCCUACCUGGGCAUGGGCAUGGGACAGAUGGACGCCAGCGGGGUCGGGAUGGGCGGGCCAAUGCCACCGCCGCCGCCGGACAGCUCCAAGGCGCCCGGAUACCGGUCCGCUUCGCAGAGGAUGGUGCCCAGCUCAAUCGCUCUGCACCCCCUGGACCCGGUGGCCAGCUCCAUCUCGUCCUCGGCUGCGCUGACCAGCCUGGCCAACUCCACCUCCAUCUCCGGCAGCGCAGUCUAUCUGCACGGGCCCAGCGCCGCCACCGCACCCUCCUUCAACCGACAGCAUUUCUCACCGCACCUCUGGGGUGCCUCCGGCUCAUGUGAGUCUGCGGUCCCCACGGUGUCAUCGGGCGUCUCCUCCCCGCUUACCGCUGCCUCCUCGGCCCCGCCCCACCAGGCCAAGCCGCCGGGCUCCGUGUCGGGUCACCUGGACCGCAAGGUUCCGCCGCCCAUCGGCACGGAGCGGCUCGCCCGGAUCCGCCAGACGGGCACAGUCAACCCGCCGCUGCUCACCACCAGCUACACGGCACCCGUCGGCCAGGGAGGCAUCUGGUCUUUCAGCGUUGGCAAUCCCUCUGCAGAGCCGGUGUCUGGCUGGUCCCAGCCGCUGAUGAGUAGCCACCUGUUGCAGCAGCAGGCGCAGGAGGCUGCGGCGGCCGCCGCCUUCUCCCAGCACCAGCCCAUGGAGCAGGAUGACACAGGCAUCGUGGCCCCCUCCAACAGCUUCCACCAACAGCUGCCCAACAACCUCAUGGACUUCCCCAAGGGAAUGCCCAUGUCGAUGUACGGUGGGACCAUGAUGGGCCCUCAUGGCCCCAUGGUGGAGGGCCCCGGGGGUCCCAUCUAUAACGGCCUGCACACCUCAGACCCCGCCUGGAGCCCCGUCAUCAAGCUGGUCCCCAACUCCGCAGAGAGCUCCGAUCCUCAGCAGGUCUGGCCAGGUACUUGGGCCCCCCACAUUGGGAAUGUGCAUUUGAACCACGUCAACUAGACCACAAUACUGGCAACCACCUUCAAAAGCAUAUGUCCAAAAUUAACAGAAAAAUACUCACUUUAAAGCGAACAAGAGGAAAAUAAAAAUCACAAGACAAAACCUUAGUAAUGUGGGCAAGUAACAGAGUUAAGAAUUGUUAAAGAAAAGAAGAGAAGAAAAACAUACUCUGUUUUUUUUGUUUUUGUUUUGUUUUUUUGUUUUAUUUUUGACGUGCCUAACUCAAAAAAUAAAAUAAAAAGGAAUCCAGUGUGGGACGUUA